Eleginops maclovinus (Patagonian blennie) is the source of this 3551-nucleotide messenger RNA. RefSeq names its product heterogeneous nuclear ribonucleoprotein L-like. The transcript has 13 exons. Gene Ontology annotation, molecular function: mRNA binding. Gene Ontology annotation, cellular component: nucleus. NCBI's taxonomy places the organism in Eukaryota, Metazoa, Chordata, Actinopteri, Perciformes, Eleginopidae. The coding region runs from base 109 to 1731 and encodes 540 amino acids. Gene Ontology annotation, biological process: mRNA processing; regulation of RNA splicing. The record is from RefSeq and is a predicted model, not a curated record.
AGAUCAUUCGUCCUAUCUUCGAAAAGAGUGGCGUGUGUGUGUUGUGAGGUGUCACCGUGUCUUACUCCGCGUUACCUCAAAUCUUCAUCCGUGAAUUCACCCACUGUGAUGGAGGAGGACAGAGAAGACAGAUCCGGGGGAGAUGGAGGAGGAUAUCCCCGGGCAGCCAAGCGGCUCCGCACGGAAGAGGAGGCCGGCGGAGAGGAGCUGGAGGACGGGGAGGAUGAAUCUGAGAAGGCGGUGGAGAGCAGCGUUACCACAGACACCAGGAGCAGGAGGACCGGAGGAAAGAGCGGUGUGGACGACACUCACUGUAUCCCCCCCUCCCCGGUGGUUCACGUCCGAGGGCUCUGUGACGCCGUGGUGGAGGCCGAUCUGGUGGAGGCGCUUGACAAGUUUGGCAACAUCUGUUACGUGAUGAUGAUGCCGUUUAAGCGCCAGGCUCUGGUGGAGUUCGACAGCGUGGAGAGUGCGGAGCGCUGCGUGUCGAGUGGAAAUCGUGAAGCCGUGUGCAUCGCCGAGCAGCAGGCCUUCUUCAACUUCUCCACCAGCCAGAGGAUCACCAGACCCACCAACGCAGACGACCCCAGCAGCGGAAACAAAGUCCUGCUGCUCUCCGUCCAGAACCCGCUGUACCCCAUCACCACCGAUGUCCUGUACACCGUCUGCAACCCGAUCGUUAACGUCCUGCGCAUCGUCAUCUUCAAACGCAACGGCAUCCAGGCCAUGGUGGAAUUUGAGUCAGUGGAGGACGCUCAGAAGGCCAAACUGGCUCUGAACGGGGCCGACAUCUACGCCGGCUGCUGCACACUCAAGAUCGAGUACGCUCGGCCCAACAGACUGAACGUCGUCCGCAAUGACAACAGCAGCUGGGAUUACACCAAGCCCUUCCUCCUGCAGCGAGAGCGGGGAAAAGGGAGGCAACGACAGGCCAUCCUGGGAGAGCACCCAUCCAACGGCUAUGGCCCGCACUGCCCCCUGCUGCCUCUGCCGGCCAACAGCAGGUACAGGAGGAGCAGUGAGGAGGUGCACGACAUGAUAACCUACCCGCUGCUACACCAUAAGACCUCCUCUUCCUCCUCCUACAUGGGCCACCCCGCCUCCAGCUCAGUGGCCAUGGUGAGCGGCCUCCAUCCUGCAAAGAUGAACUGCGGCCACAUCUUCAACAUCUUCUGUCUUUAUGGCAACGUGGAGAAGGUGAAGUUCAUGAAGAGUGUUGCGGGCACGGCGUUGGUGGAGAUGGGGGAUGAGUACGCUGUGGAUCGAGCCGUGACUCACCUCAACAGCCUCAAAGUGUUUGGCAAAAAACUCAACGUCUGUGUGUCCAAACAGCAGGCGGUGAUUCCCAGUCAGGUGUUUGAGCUGACUGACGGCAGCAGCAGCUACCAGGACUUCAGUCUGACCAGAAACAACCGCUUCAGCAGCUCCCAGAGCAGCAGGAACAUCAUCCAGCCGCCAGCCGCCGUCCUGCACUUCUAUAAUGCCCCGCCCACCCUCACCGAACACCAGCUGCAGAAGCUCUGUACUGAACACAACGUUCCCAUCUUCAUCAAGUUCAAGAUCUUCGAUGCGAAACCUAGCUCUAAGACUCUGUCUGGUCUGCUGGAGUUUGACAGUAAAACUGAAGCUGUGGAAGCUCUGACCGUCCUCAACCAUCACCAAAUCAGAAUACCAAACAGCUCCAACCCCUUCACCCUGAAACUCUGCUUCUCCACCUCCUCCCAUCUGUGAGAACAGAAACAAGAUGGCCGCCACAGUUCAGCCAAGUCUUUCUGGAUCAGAGAGGAAGUGUUAUGCUUUCCAAAAAGAGAAAAUGAUCCACAGAAGAUUUGAGAUUUUGCUUUGAGCUGUUUGAAUGGUUGGUAUGUGUGUUUCUCAUUGAUUUGGGCAGGAAGUGAUUGAAAAAGAAAAGCACCUUAAUGACUGUGCAGUAAACAUAUUGAGUAAUAGUGUGAUAAGCUUCCUUUGAAACAUGAGUGCUGUAAGUCGCCAGAGGAAAAAACUUCUGCUCAGGCUAAAAUGUAAAUACACGUUCACCUAAACAGUUUCAUUAAAUCACAAUCAAAUGACUUUAUCAUCCACAAACUGGCCCUUGCAUACGUAUCAUGCAGAUAGCUAUAAAUAGAUGAGUAAACAUAUUAAUACUAAGUCACAGUGAAAAAUCUUUUUGGACGGCGUUGUAUUUGUUGUAGCAGGAUGUUGAACAAAACUCAGGGAGGUAUUAGUAAAAAGUGAAAAUCCAUCCAAUAUCGGAGCAACAUUUGACAAUCCUGUAAUAUUUUUUAUAUGUUUUAAUAUGUCAUUUUGGUUUGGCAUUGGUUGGGUUUUACAGUAGGCUGUGUGUUUUAUUUUAUUUUAAGUUAUUUUAUUAAAUAGGUUUUGUUAAUUAUAGAUUGUGUUGGAUUUAACCUUCCAUGUUUAUGUAUUUUUUAUUUGUAUUUGUAGUAAAGGCAAAAGAAAUGGAGGACAAAAAACCUUGGUCCAGGAAAGUGUUUUUCAAUUGUUUUAAAAUGACAGUGUUUAUAGAAGUGGGGGCUGAUUCUUGCUUUACUUUUAAGUCAUUAUUUAUUAAAUCUAUGUUUACAGAAACAAAUCAUCAUGAGUAUAAAAUCCUUUUUUUAGUUUUGGUUGCUUGAACUGUGACUUUUUAAGUAGCAAUACUUUCCGUGUAUACUUCUCCAUUGCAUUCAAUUCUCAUGUAGAUGCAGAGUACAUGAGAGCUGUUAUUGCAGUUAUAGUGAACUGUAUCUGCAACUAAAAAACACAACAAUAUCUGACAUAUUAUCAACCUUUAAGUAGCUGGUGGACAAACGCCGCUCCAAUGUAAUGAUCAUGUCGUUCUGUGUCUUCUGGAUGUUCAUCAGGUCAGCUGUUUGACUUGAAGAUAGCCACAACUACUUAAUAAGUUUGUAUUUUCAGCUGCAAGCAAGUUUCCUUUAAAGAAAACAAAUAAUUAAUGCUGUUUUAAAACAUGGUGCUGGGUCAUACCAUGAAAGCAAUUACUGUAAAUUACAUGAGAUGAGGAACAGCUAGCAUUAUGCUAAAAUUUAAAAACUAUAUCGCUCAAAACGUCAGCAGACUUAAUGCAUCCAAUUUAGUUUAACCACUAUUUCCUUACAUAUAGGACCUUGAGGUCAACGCAUAAUAAGAAUGAAAUGCUAAACAUUCUACAUGCUGUUACGAUGCUACCAUGUUAGCAUAAAUCUGUUUGAACGUCUCCACGUCUAUUUCCUCUACAGUCAUCUGGAAAAUGAUUAUAUAUUGUAAAUGUAAUUAUUCAACGUUGUAAGUAGCACAAACUACAUUUUACAGAUAAAACUUAAAACUUUUGGCAUGGACUGACACCACUAGAGAGAAGGGAGACUUUAUGUGUGUGUGAUUUGGGGCAAACAGACCCAUUAAAAUAUAUGAAAGCACAUAUUUUUGAUGGUGAAUGAUGCUGUGAAAAGAACUGUCUUUGUCCUCGUGUAUGAUUUUAAUGAAAAAGAGACAAUCACAAAGUACUUGUCUUUACCUAUUGAUGUUGAUUGUAAUAAAAGUUGUUUAUUUGA